AUGGCCGAGGUAGUCGACCUCUGCGCGUCGAGCGACGACGAGGCGCCGCCGGGGCCACCGGUGCGGCGCCAGCACACCCAGCCAGAAAGCAUCGAGAUCUCGUCCGACGAAGAGGCGGCCGCGCCGGCGCCGGCGCCGCGCCCGGCGGACGACGACGACGAGGCGGCGCCGGCGCCGGCGCCGGCGCCGCGCCCGGCGGACGAGGACGAGGACGACGAGGACUUCCUGGCGUUCUUCAGCAGCCGACGGGGACCGGCGCCAGCACCAGCACCGGCACCACCACCGCCACCGAUGCGACGGCAACCCACGGCGCCGACGCAAGACCUCUGCAGCGACGACGAGGCGCCACCCGCGCCGCGGCCGUCCGUCGACGCCGUCGACCUCACCGCGAGCCCGCCGCCGCCGCGCAAGCGCCCGCGCGAGGCACCGCCAGCGCCGCCGCCACCGCCUCCAACACUACCGCAGACGAUCACGGCGCGCGCGAGCGAGGCCUUCGCGAGCCGCUGGCCCGACGCAAGUGGCGCCUUCGCCACACCACAGUCAAUCAAAGACGCGCCGCCCGCCAAUGCAUUUAGAAGGGCGCUGCGCCAGACCGCGAGCGUCGAGUUCUACGGCGGUUCGAGGCCGCUGCGCCACUGUCUGUGCGUCAUCGACGCGCGCGACGGCCGCGACGCCGCGGUUCAAGCCCAUGAAAGGCUCGCCCAAAUACUAGACGACUCUAUUUGUGUGUGCGCGCUGGUUUGUGCCGUCGAUCGGCCGGAGUGGGCCGACGCCGUUAUCAAGCUGGAGCGGCGUCAUUCCCGAUUAGUGACGCGCCUCAUCUGGGUCCAGCGGGGCGCCAAUGCCCAGAAGGCCGUCGCGACGUGGGCGCGGACGUACGCGCGGCGCUUCGACCGGACGAGAGGCAAGAACAACGACGACCCGCUGGACUUUCUGCACGGCCAGUGCGUCGACGACGUGAAGCGCUGGAAGCGGGCGCGACCGACCAAACACGCCGACGCGUGGGCGCCGGCGCUGAACACUCUGUUACCUGACGCGGCGGCGGAGGCCGUCUCUACAGCAUUUCCCUCCUAUUCGAGGCUGGUCGAGGCCCUGCGGAGCGAGGGCCCCGACUGCGUCGCGCGCGUGCCGAAGAAGACGGCGAAGGAGCGCUGCGUCGGGCCCGCGGCGGCGGCGCGGCUCCGCAGCCUUCUGACAUCGGAGAACCCGGACUUCGUGGGGUCCUAAGAGAGCUUGUUUGUAGCUACGGUCGCGUCGAUGGCGUCCCUGGGCUUGCCCUGCGGCGGGCAAGUGCGCCGGAAAACUUGGGCUAGCGGUGUAAGACACUAGCAAACAGGCUUGGGCCGGCAAAACUCGACAGCGAGGCCUUAGAACAGGCACUCGUGCUCUGCCGAAGAGAAAAGAUACUACUGCAGCGCUCCGGCCACCUGUACUACGUGACAGCUUAGGCCUGUAUAAGCAGCGAGGCCAAGGCGGUAGCGCGCAGCAGCGGCGAGGUAGCGAGGCGCGCGAAGCGAAGCCCAAGAGGCGCGCGCGUCCACGACCGAUAGUGAAGCAGUUGAGGACACGGAGGACGCUCUGCGACCAUGUCCAUCGUCAACCCCAAGCCGCACUGCGCCGCGCAUCAAUCAAACGUCGUGGCGGCCACGCCAUGGACGCGACGCUGCUCGACUGGCGCACAGACUCACUGGUUUUAUCGGCGCGCAGGUUCCUCAACGACCUCACGGGAAAAGAUGUUAUCGUGAAACUGAAAUGGGGCAUGGAGUACGAGGGCAAGCUGCUGAGCGUCGACUCGUACAUGAAUGUGCAAUUAGGCGACGCCAAGGAGUACAUCGACGGCCAGCUCGCGGGCGCGCUCGGCGAGAUCUUGAUUCGGUGCAACAACGUCAUGUACAUGCGGCAGAGCCCGGCGGGCGGCCUCGCGGCGAUGGAGGAGUAAGUUAGACAGUACAGGGGGGAGGAUGGGGGAGGGAAGGAACAGGCAUCGCGGCGAUGGAGGAGUAAGUUAGACAAUACAAGAGAGGGGACUUGGGGGAGGAUAUCGA
Messenger RNA from Pelagomonas calceolata, 2045 nucleotides. Lineage: Eukaryota; Pelagophyceae; Pelagomonadales; Pelagomonadaceae. The record is from the annotation of a GenBank genome assembly.